AUGGCUUCUUUCGCGGGUCUCAUCGACCAGAGCAUAUACACUGUGCCCUCCUUCACGCUCGAGUCGGGAUGCGUGCUAAAAGAGGUCCCGGUGGCGUACAAGACGUGGGGGAACUUGAACGCGACCAAGGACAAUGUCAUGAUCAUCUGUCAUGCAUUCACUGGUAGUGCAGAUGUCGAGGACUGGUGGGGUCCGCUCAUGGGGCGUGGCAAGGCCUUUGACCCGCGGCGCUUCUUCAUAUGCUGUUUUAAUGUCUUGGGCUCGCCUUACGGCUCUGCGUCUCCUGUCACUAUUAAUCCUGACACGGGCAAGCGGUAUGGCCCCGAGUUCCCCGGGACGAGCAUUCGGGACGACGUCAGACUGAACAAGCUCGUCCUUGAUCACCUCGGCGUCAGCUCCGUCGCAGUCGCCAUAGGCGGUUCCAUGGGUGGGAUGGCCAUCCUCGAAUGGCCUCUCUGCACGCCACCGGGCUACGUCCGGCACAUCAUCCCCAUCGCCACCUCCGCGCGGCACUCCGCCUGGUGCAUCAGUUGGGGCGAGGCGCAGCGCCAGAGCAUCUACAGCGACCCGAACUACGAGGACGGCUACUACACCGCGCAGCCCGCGUCCGGGCUCGCGGCAGCGCGCAUGGCCGCGCUCCUCACCUACCGCUCGCGCGACUCCUUCGAGCACCGCUUCGGCCGCAAGCCCCAGAAGCUCCCGCCGCCCGCGGACGGCGUACCCACGCCCCCGCUCUCGCCUGCGCCCCGCGAGGCCGACGACGCGCUCGCUGCGCACAACGACGGGCAGCGUAAGCGGUCAACGCCGUCUGCCCCAGGCACGCCCCAGGCCUCCCGCCCGCUCUCGCCCGCGCCCGUGCAGGCGAAGCCGAUCUUCAGCGCCCAGAGCUACCUCCGGUACCAGGGAGACAAGUUCAUCUCGCGCUUCGACGCGAACUGCUACAUCCACAUCACGCGCAAGAUGGACACCCACGACGUCUCUCGGGACCGGCUUCUCCCCGGCGAGGACGAGCACGCCGCGCUCGCGCGCGUCCUCGCAACGCUCCCGCCCCGCGCUCUGGUCAUUGGCAUCCAGACGGACGGGCUGUUCAUGCCCAGCGAGCAGCGUGAGAUCGCGAAGCAUAUUCCUGGUGCGGAGUGUGUGAUCAUCUCGUCGCCGGAGGGACAUGAUGGAUUCCUAUUGGAGUUCGAGCUCAUCAACGAAAAUAUCAUGCGGUUCUUGAAGAGGGAGUUCCCGGACUACUACGAGGUGGAGGUCGCAGAGGAGCCCGAAGAAGGGUUUGAUAUCAAAAAGACUAGUUUGUUCGGGGAAGCAGAGGCAGACAUUGCCAGGUGGUAG
Messenger RNA from Fomitopsis serialis, 1338 nucleotides. Its product is annotated as homoserine O-acetyltransferase. Lineage: Eukaryota; Fungi; Basidiomycota; Agaricomycetes; Polyporales; Fomitopsidaceae. The transcript is spliced from 3 exons. The record is from RefSeq and is a predicted model, not a curated record. Bases 1 to 1338 code for a protein of 445 amino acids. Gene Ontology annotation, biological process: L-homoserine metabolic process. Gene Ontology annotation, molecular function: homoserine O-acetyltransferase activity.